UAUGAAACCGACACCUCUGACAUAAAAACAAAUGUUAAAAAGAGACGAGAAGAAAUGGCAAAAAAUGGUAUAGAGAAGAGUGAAAAGAGAGCCAAGUAUUUCGAAAAGCUCAUUAUUUCUCUUUCAUCAAGAACUUGAGUAGAGAGAAAAGAACUCUUCACCUCAAGAACUCAGAUUCUCUCAGCGCUUUAGGAUCCUUCCUGCUCCUGAGUGCCGAAUCCAGGAUCCUCUAGGAUUAACCGCAAAUGGAGAAAACAAGAGCAACGUUUCGUCACAAAGAUCAAACAAUGUCUCAGUCUGUUGAUCGGCAAACUGAUCUGGUCGGACAGAUCAACAACAACAACAAAGCGAUCACUAACCCACUCGCUCUGAGUCUCUUGAUUGGUCUGAAGCAGACAAUGGCCGACCCGUUCUUCCUCAGAUCUCCUAGAUCAUCACUCACUGCCCAUCUUAACUGUUCUUGUGGCCCUGCUAAAGUUGGGUUAAGCAUUGUGGAUUCUCUCGGUGAUGAUCGGGUUACAUCACCAGAUGUCCUGUUUGGACCAGCCUUGAGGAUCAAGUCCUCUGAGAUUAAGAACAAACAUCCCAAGUUGUUCCCAGAAACCAAGUCCUUGGAGAUCGAGAAGGAAAGAUCUGGUGUUAUCUUCGAGAUCGGCUCGUUUUCUGCGGAUGAUUGUCCGACAAAGACCCGAGUUCUGUCUCAUUCCAAGUUCGGCUCAGACAAUGCAUUUUCGUCUGAGGAUGAGAUGGAGAUGUCAGAGGACUACACUUGUAUCAUUACACAUGGUCCUAAUCCUAAAACCACUCAUAUUUACGGUGACCAAGUUUUAGAGUGUCACAAGAAUGAGGAUAACAAAGAGAAGAGUAUCGAGUCAGAGUUGGAUUACUUCCUCAGCGUAUGUAACUUCUGCAACAAGAAACUUGUAGUUGGGGAAGACAUAUAUAUGUACAGAGGAGAGAAAGCGUUUUGCAGCGCUGAGUGUCGUUCAGAGGAGAUGGCAAUAGAUGAUGAGGAGGAUCUGGAAGAUUCUUGCAUAGUUAUGCACGGAUCUUUAAAGAAGCUCUUCUGAACAAAGAAGCAGCUAAUAUAAGACGGUGGUCAUGGGACGAGCUUUUAUAGAACCGACCAUCGUGUAUUAACUACCCAAAAAAGACUUAAAUUAUAUAAUGUAUUUGAAUAGUGUCAUGCCAAUGUUAGGUAACAUUUUGGCACUACUAGUCUGGUUCAUCCGUCUACAAAGAGCUGUGUUUAUGCGCAUCUAUUAUCAGCUGCAGCAGCCACGGAUGGAUUAGGCGGUCUUCGUUUUCUGUGUGUGUUUGUGUAAUGGGUUUUCAGUUUCUUCUUCGGUUUGGAUACCGAAGUUGAAGACUACUAAUAAAGAUCGUAACUGAAUAAAGCCUUGUAAAGAGAGGGAUUAUGUAACCACUCCGUUUUCUUCAUAGCUCGAUUAAUUAAGACAAUAAAUUUAAAGGUAA
Raphanus sativus (radish) is the source of this 1476-nucleotide messenger RNA. Its product is annotated as FCS-Like Zinc finger 11. The record is from RefSeq and is a predicted model, not a curated record. NCBI's taxonomy places the organism in Eukaryota, Viridiplantae, Streptophyta, Magnoliopsida, Brassicales, Brassicaceae.